This is a messenger RNA of Pygocentrus nattereri (red-bellied piranha), 4965 nucleotides long. It is a transcript of the gene myo1g, whose product is annotated as myosin IG. Gene Ontology annotation, cellular component: myosin complex; plasma membrane; cytoplasm. Gene Ontology annotation, molecular function: microfilament motor activity; actin filament binding; ATP binding. Bases 89 to 3121 code for a protein of 1010 amino acids. The record is from RefSeq and is a predicted model, not a curated record. The transcript has 22 exons. Lineage: Eukaryota; Metazoa; Chordata; Actinopteri; Characiformes; Serrasalmidae. Gene Ontology annotation, biological process: vesicle transport along actin filament; actin filament organization.
CUCACUUCUCUCUCGUUCUCUCUCUCUUUCCUGUCCUCUUCCGCUCUCCUCUCCAUCUGGUGGUCCCUCAGGCAGGCUGUAAGCGAGGAUGGCUGAGCUGGAGGGCUUCGAGUUCGGCAAGUCAGACUUUGUGCUCCUGGAUGAAGUGACCAUGGAGCAGUUCCUGGAGAACCUGAAGCUGAGGUUUGAGAAAGGCCGGAUCUACACGUUUAUUGGCGAAGUGGUGGUGUCAGUGAACCCCUACAGACAGAUGGAUGUCUAUGGUAAAGAUGCGAUCGACGCGUACAGAGGGAGAGAGCUGUACGAAAACCCCCCCCACCUCUACGCCGUGGCCGACGCAGCUUACAAGGCCAUGAAGAGACGAGCAAAAGACACCUGCAUCGUCAUAUCAGGUGAGAGCGGAGCAGGAAAGACAGAAGCCAGUAAAUACAUCAUGCAGUACAUCGCCGCUAUCACUAACCCCAGCCAGAGAGCAGAGGUCGAGAGUGUAAAGAAUGUGCUCCUGAAAUCCAACUGUGUGCUGGAGGCCUUUGGGAAUGCCAAGACAAACCGCAACGACAACUCCAGCCGCUUUGGGAAGUACAUGGAUAUUAACUUUAAUUUCAAUGGUGACCCAACUGGAGGACACAUUAACAACUACCUGCUGGAGAAGUCUCGAGUCGUCCAGCAGCAGGAGGGAGAGAGGAACUUUCACUCUUUCUAUCAGUUGUUGCGCGGAGGAUCUGAUGAGCUGCUGAAGUCUCUGCACCUGAGCAAAGAUCCCACAGACUACACCUACACCAGCCCGGGAGCCUCCGUCUCUACUUCGUCCUCUGAUGACCGUUCCUGUCACCGAGCGGUCAUGGGAGCGCUGAAGGUCAUUGGUUUCAGUGAGGAGGAGGUCAGCUCCGUCUAUAAAAUCCUCAGCACCAUCCUGCACCUGGGGAACCUGCACUUUGAGACUGAUGGAGAGUCUGUCCAGGUGGUGGGAGGAGACUCAGUGCGGCACAUCUCUGAGCUGACCGAUACUGAACCAGAAAGUGUUAAUAAGGCGCUGCUUUACCGCACUGUGGCCACUGGGGGCGGAGAGGUCAUCGAGAAAGGUCACAGCGAGCAGGAGGCCAGCUAUGGACGAGAUGCUUUCGCCAAGGCUCUGUAUGAGCGACUGUUUGCAUGGAUAGUUGGGCGAAUCAACAGUGUGAUAGAGGUGAAGAACUACAAUCCGGCACUGCAUGGUAAAAACACGGUCAUAGGAGUGCUGGACAUUUACGGCUUUGAGAUAUUUGACAAUAACAGUUUUGAGCAGUUCUGCAUUAACUACUGCAAUGAGAAGCUUCAGCAGCUCUUCAUUGAGCUCAUCCUGAGACAAGAGCAGGAGGAGUAUCACAGAGAGGGCAUCACCUGGCAACAUAUUGACUACUUCAAUAACCAGAUCAUCGUGGAUCUGGUGGAACAGCCCCAUAAGGGCAUCAUCUCCAUCCUGGAUGAGGCGUGUCUGACGGCAGGAAAAGUUACAGACACCGUUUGCUUGGACAGCAUGAACCACAAACUCGGACAGCAUCCUCACUAUACGUCCCGCAAGCUGAAUCCAACUGACAAGAGCAUGGAGUUCCACCGGCACUUCCGCAUCCGACACUACGCUGGUGACGUCACGUAUUCAGUGGAAGGCUUUCUUGACAAGAACAAGGACCCGCUUUUCCAGGAUUUCAAACGGCUGAUGUAUAACAGUUCAGAUCCGGUGCUGAAGGAAAUGUGGCCUGAUGGUCAGCUGAGCAUCACGGAGGUGACCAAGCGACCGCUGACCGCUGCUACACUCUUCAAGAACUCCAUCAUUGCCCUCGUGGACAAACUCGCCUGCAAGGAGCCAUACUAUGUGCGGUGUAUAAAGCCCAACGAGGUGAAGUCCCCCAUGCUGUUUGAUGACGCACGCUGUAGACACCAGGUGGCGUAUCUGGGCCUGCUGGAGAACGUCCGGGUGCGCAGAGCUGGCUUUGCCUACAGACAGCCCUACGAACGCUUCCUGCAGAGGUACAAGAUGACGUGUGAGUACACCUGGCCCAAUCACCUGAUGAGCAGUGAUCGAGAGGCCGUGGAGGCUAUCGUUGUCCAGCACGGCUUUGAGGGGGACGUAGCGUACGGACACACGAAGCUGUUUGUGCGGACGCCUCGCUCGCUGUUCACUCUGGAGCAGGAGAGAGCUGCACUCAUCCCCAUCCUCGUCCUCUUCCUGCAGAAGGUGUGGCGUGGUGCUUUGGCACGGAUGCGGUGCAGACAGAUGCGGGCGAUUUACAAGGUCAUGGGCUGCUACAAGCGCUAUAAAGUGAAAGCUCAUUUCUGGGAGGUGGAGAGACGCUUCGCUAGCGUGAGGAACAUGACCGACUAUGGGAAAAGCGUCGAGUGGCCGACUCCUCCUGCUGCUCUGAUGCAGUUCCACAAAAUCACACAGCACCUCCACCGCAGGUGGAGGGCGAGGCAGAUCGUUAAGAACAUUCCUCCCUCAGACAUGGCAGAGGUCAGAGCGAAGGUUGCGGCUCUGGGAGCUCUGAGCGGAGAGAGACUGGACUGGGGCUUUAACCGGGCCUGGGAGAGAGACUACCUGGCCAAUGCCAGAGACUGUCCUUUAACCAGCUCCAACUUUGUGCGAAUCACCAAAGAGCUGAAGAACAAAGACCAGUACAGCCAGGUCCUCUUCUCUGGAUUCGUUAGAAUGCUGAACUGGUUCAAUAACACAAAGGACAGAGCUCUGCUCAUCACAGACAAACACAUCUACAGACUAGAGCCGAAGAAACACUUCAAGGUGCAGAAGCGGAUACCUAUAGAAACUGUAACCAGUUUGAGCGUAUCAAGCGGGACGGAUCAGAUGGUGGUGCUACACACUGUGUCUCAGGAAGACGUACUAGUGUACCUACAGAGUGGUCAGCUGGGGCCAAAGCAGGACCGUGUGGGGGAGCUGGUGGGGACGCUGUGUGACCACUUCACACGGGUGAGGAAAGUCCACCUGCCGGUCCGAGUUUGCUCCACAGGCCUGCAGGUGCACAUGAGCGGCAAACCAAAAAGCAUCACCAUGGAGACGAGGCCUGGCCAAAAUACCGCUGACUUCAAGAAGAGUCGCGGAGGAUUCACUUUACUGCUCGCUCAAUAAUCGAUCCCACGUGAUUGACCUAUUGCUCCGCCCACAAAUGCGCUGUUUCAUGGCUGCUGUUGUGACGUUUAAGCUUUAUUGUGGAGCUACAGCACUGAACUCACUCCCAGUCACAGACAGUGGCUUCAGUUGUUUUAGCAUUGCUAGCUGGCUAAGUCAAAGCUGCACUAUGUAAGAUUUUUUCUGUUAAAACUGAAGGAAGUGUUACUACCGAGUCAGGAUAAUGAAAACAGGCUAAGAUAUAUUGUAGCCUGUUCUGCGUCGCCCUGUAAAGCCUGAAAUUAUCAUCUAAAGUCAGAGUUUGGCAGUUUUAUUUGAUAUUUGAUGAUUCUGUGGUGUUCAGGCCUGUGGGAUCCGUUUUUAAUGUUUACCAAAAGAAAACAUUAUGCAAAUUAUUAAUAUUUCAACCUCCGCGGGGAGUGAAAGUGUGGAGGUGCUGUGUCCUUCACUGUGUUCUCCUCCUACAUGGCCUGCUGAUUGUGUGUGUGUGUGUGAGGGUGGACAACACGGACAGGCUGCUGACUGGCUACAGCUGCUAAAGGAAAACCCUACGCUGGACACUUAAAAAAUCUUUUACCUCUGGUAUUUUUUACAUAAAUUGUUACGGCUGCAUUGAUUUAAAAACAUUAAUGCGGUGAGUCCACCAGACCACUGAGUAACAAGCACAUCAACACCACACAGUGGUGCACGUCAAUAUUAGCAUAACAAAAUGCGGAAUCCUAGCUACAGCAAUAUAUAUAUAUAUAUAUAUAUGUGGAAUCGCUGCUCCUCAUUUUUAGGAAUUUGGGAUGUAAAUGGGAUUUUUGUUCGUGUUCUAUAAAGCUUGUCUGUCACACCAGUGGCUGUGAAAGGAUGCAUUUGUGGGCUGGAUCAGUUAUCUUUGCGUAUCAUAACAAGUCGUCGUCUGAGUGAACUAAAGUACCUUAAAAUACAUUGUAUGUCCAUAAGUCUGAAAUGAAGGGUGAAGUAGGGAGUUUGCCCCCCUUUGCUGCAGUAACAGCCUCUGAUGUUCUGGAUCACUCCAGUUCAUUCCAAGGUACUGGAUGGAGCUAUAUCACUCCAGAGAACACAGUUCCACUGCUGCACAGCCCAGUGCUGGGGGGCUUUAUACACCUUUAGCCCACUUGGAUUGAGCAUGGCUGAUGUACAGCUGCUCCAGAGUGUCCCAUUCUAUUGGUCAGUACUUUUCUAUGGAGAUUAUAUCAGUACAAUUGGCUGUGUCACCUUAAAGUAGCAGAAUAAGAAAGCUGUCUGGAUGCUUUUGGACAUGUACACUGUUACAUUUUCAUCAAGGUACAAACUGUAAAUGUUACAGCCGUGGCUUUCAGGUCCAGUAGUGUAACCCAAUGACCAUUCCAUAUAUGUACAUGCUAACAUUAUAUAUAUAUAUAUAUAUAUUUGAAGAAUCGCUUGUUUUGUAAUUCCACCCUGUUGCACUUUUUAAAUGAGGCAUCAUCAAGGACAUAUGCUAAAGUUUUCCAUGCUUGAUUUAUUUUUAUUUUUGCCUUUUAUGCACAUUUUGCCUGUGCAGAUGUAACCAAUGGUGUUUUCUGAUGGCCACCUCCAUCUUCUUCCCCAAACUUAUUUUGCACUGUCCUCGUACUUCCUCUUUGGCCUGUAUUGGGUCUAUGAAGCAGCCUUUGCUGCAGUCUUUGCGUACUGUUUUUAUGAAUGAUUGUAUAUACAGAAAUACUUCAGUGUACUGUUAUUUAUAUAUGGGUCUCAAUGAUGAGCUGUGUUCAUUUAAAACAUCAUUGCUUUGGAACCUCUUUAUAGUUUUUCCUGCAGAUGUUAUUAAAUAAUGAAUGGGAUUUUUAUCAAAUAUUAAAAGCUUAAUGAAGUGA